AUGGAUCCUUCGUGGGGGUCUCCACAAUUUUCGUUUUCGGGUUUCCAACAAUCUCCUAACGCCUUCUCCCAAAUGUCCCAACUUCAACAAAUGCAACAAUACCAAGCACUUCAACAAUUCAUGCAACGCGGCUCGGUUCAACUUGAUCAAUUCCAAUCGCAACCGCCAACUUCCCAACCGCAACCCUCGGUUCAACUUGACGAUGAUGAUGAAGUCGUCCCCGAAUCGCCACCUAAAGAACUCAAGCGCAAAAAAAGGGGAAGGCGGUUGAAACCGAACCCGACACCGCAAAAAAAAAAAAACGGUUCGAGAGCAAAGGCGAGAACGUGGACAAAAGUAGAGGAGGAGGCGCUAGCAAUUGCGUAUGUUAAGUCAUCAAAUUGCCCGAUUGUCGGGAACAAUCAAACGGGUUCUAGUUUUUGGAAGGCAUGUACGGAUAGAUUUAACGAGCUUAUGGGGCAAGGCCCGACCCGUGAUCUCGAUUCCGUAUCGGGCAAGUGGCGUAAAAUGAACAAGUGCGUGAAUGAUUUUAUCCGGAUUUAUAACCCACUUUAUAUCAAUCGUCCUAGUGGGAGUAGCGACGAGGACGUUCUUAACCUUGCGAUGGCUAGAUGGGAAACAAAAAAUCCGCCUUUCCCGCACCUCCGAGCAUGGAACAUUUUAAAGAAAAAAUCCGCCUUUCCCGCCUUUCCCGCACCUCCGAGUCCGGAAGUUAUCGUGCGGGAGGCUCCACCGCUCGUUGUCAAAUCGACAUAA
Molecule: messenger RNA, 756 nt
Organism: Helianthus annuus (common sunflower)
Lineage: Eukaryota; Viridiplantae; Streptophyta; Magnoliopsida; Asterales; Asteraceae
Exons: 2
Coding region: 1-756 (251 amino acids)
Source: RefSeq, a predicted model, not a curated record